AUGAGUUAUCAAGAAAAUCAAUCAGAAUUAGUCCAUUAAGAAUCGCAGUAAAAUUACAAUAGAAAUAAUGACCAAAGUGGUACAAUAUAUGGCGAAGAGUAAGAAUUUUAAGUUUUAGUUCGCAAAAGUGAUUUAGACGAUAUAGAAGAAAUACGAAAACUAAUAACAUAAAAUGGAAGAGAAGCAAACGAUCUAUUAUAUGAUUAUCCUAAUUUAAUAAACUUAUUUGAAAGAAGCUUUUUAAGUGUAACUAUUUUAGAUUAAUAAUAAAAAAUUAUUGGAUGUGCUGUAUUUAAUGAUUACCCUUAAGGACUUACAGGUAUGAUAGAUUUUUAACAUGAAAAUUUUUGGGAACAUUGGAUGUUUGAAGCUUUUGAUUUUGACGAAGAAAUAUGUGUAACACCAUAUAAUACAAUAUGGAUGACAUAUUUUUUUGUUGCAAAGGAACUUUUAAAUUAUUAAAAUAAAGAAGAUCUUUAUGCUUGUUAAAAAGUUUUUUAAAAUGUAUAUGCAACUUUACCUUAAUUAGAAAGUAUUCUUUUUUUAAAAAGAGGAGAAUCGAUUGAAAAUGAAUUAGCUUAAUCUUAUAUUUAUGAUAUUUUAGAUAAUUUUUUUGUUAAUAUUCCAGCUAAGGAUAAAAAUAGAUUAAAAGGAGUAAGAGGAAUACAUAAUAAAUCAGAAAUUUAUUAUUCACCUAAAAAUUCAUGCACCGAAAUAAUGGAAAUAAGAAUGGCAAGAGAAUAAGAUCAUGAUGAUUUAGCAGAAAUUUUCAAUAAAUAAAGUGAAGUAUUAACUACUUAGUUUGGUGAAUUCUUUAUAGCAGAUUUAAUAGCUACAUAAAAUCUUACAAGAAGAAUAACUAAAAAAUUCAAAAAUAAUGGAAAAGCAAUAGUAGGUUAAGUAAGGGAUAAAGCGGUAGGAUUGAUGAGUAUUUCUACAGACAUAGAUUAUCGUUUUCUUGCCUAAUGUUUUGAAUUAGAAACAUACGAUAAUUUAUUUAAACCUGAAUUUAUGGAAGCUAUAUUAAAUCGAAGAGAUGAUAUACGUAGAGAAUAAUAAUUUAAAGAAGAAGAUUAAAAUUAAGAAAAAUUAAUGCUAAUGAAUCAAGAAAGAAUGAAAAGUCAUUUAAUAGGUUAAAGAAUGACUUUAUAAUAAUUUUGUAAAGAUAAAGAAGCUGAAAUAGUUAUGAAAAUCGAAGAAAUUUUAGCCUCUGAGGAAUAAUAAAAAGUUUUAUCUAAAAAAAUAGUUGAAGACUUGAUAGAUAAUUGGUUAUAAGAAUUCUAAUUGCAUUAUCCUUCCUCCCUUUUUUUUGAAAAUCCUGAUGUUUUCCCUGAAAUAUAAAGUAUUAUUUUGAGUCCUCGAUAACUUUUGAUUUAAUCCUUAUAAUUUUAUGGACUCCCACGCAAUUAUAUGAAUGGAAAUGGUCAUUGGAAAGAUUGGGCAUAGAAAAAAAUGGAAGAAAAGCGUUUGGCAAGUUUAAAAAGGCCUUAAAAGAAAUAACAAGCUCCUAAAAGAGUUAAAAAGAAAUAAGAAGAAGAGAAAAAAGAAGAUGAAUUUAAACCUCCCUCUUAUUUUGAUUUAUCUCCAUUUUAAAAUGCAUUUAAAAAAUUUGUAUCUGUAGUUUCUGAAGGAAGAACUAUUUUUAGAUAAAAAGUUGAAUAAAACUUAAAAUUUAUCAAAAUAAUGUUCUGUAAUGAAAACGGAGAAAUGAAAGAAGAAAGACAUGUUGAUUUAAAUGAAUUAGGUUCAAAUUUGAAUGCUAAAAAUAUGGAUAUUCCUUAAGAAGUAUGUGAGAAUUUAGCUUCUUUUCUUGAAUGUUUUGGAGAAAUUGUUUAUGAAACGGAAACUAUAAUGGUAGUUCCUAAAGAAGAUCCAGAUUAAAAGAAUACGAAAAAUACAAAAAAAUUCGGAAAUGAAUAAUAAGAAUAAAAGUUUGUUCCCAAAAUUCUAAAAAAAACAUCUUUUAUAGAAUUUUUUGAUGCAAUUCAUAAAAUGAAGUCUUUUGAUUAAAUGAUGAAUAGGUUAAACUUUACUAAAAGUGGAAGUUUAAAAAAAGAGGUCUAAUAAAUUAUUGAAGAUGAAAAUUUAAAAGAAUAAUAAAAAUAAAAAAGAAGAUAAAUAUUAAGAAAGUCAACUCCUUAUGAUGAUUAUGUUAAAAACCUUUUAGAUCUCGAAAGUAUACCUGAAGUACCACCUGAGGCUCAAAACGCAAUUGUUAUCAAUCUUUUUUGUGUAGACGAGAAUUUCGAAAGUAGAUCAAUAGAUUUUGUAGAAUAUGCAUUUAAUAUUUUCCAAGAUAGAGACUAUAUAAUACUUACAUAACCUUUUACAUGUCCAGAAACAACACUUUUAUAGCAAUUUAUAAAGAUUCAAAUGAAAAAGAACUCAACAUUUGACCACGUAUUAUAUAUUUUCCACAAAGAUGCACUUUUAAGCAAUUCUAUAUUUAUCCGUAAAAGCAAACUAGAAGAUAUGUAAAAUGUCGACCUUCUAUUUUCAAAUCUUAUUAACAAAGAUUAGGUUUAUGCUGACACUUUUGAAGCUAUAACAUAAACAGUUUCAAGAAAAGUAGCAUUUUCUGUCUUUUGUGAUUAAGCAGUAAUUUUUUAUUUUAUAUUUUAAUUUUUUUAAUAAAAAAAAGUUAAUUGGCAUAUAUGUAGUUUCUAAAAACGUUAAUUUAGAUUUUUAUAUAUCUCAUUUUUGUGUUCAAGAUCAUAUUAUAUUAAAAGAGCAUCCCAUGACUUACCACACUAAAUUGAUACAUACAGCACUUAAUCCUUUGUUUUCUAAAUGUACAAGAUUUAUUCUUAAAGAAAUCCUACGUUUAAUGAAUAAAGUAAAAAGAAAUAUAUUUAACGAAAAAAUAAAAAUAAAAAAAAGACUUGUAUGUAUUUCGAAGUCUAAGAACGAACAUUACUUCCUGAUGUUUUUAAUGAAUUAGUAUUCGUUCGUGUGCGUACAUUCCCUCAUUUACUUAAGAGAAAAUGGGAUUUCGAACACGAAAAAGAACAUUUCGAACGAACAGGUGACUUGACCGAAGUCCAAGACGGCCAAAGAGAUGCUUUUGAUUAAGAACAAGCUCCAUUCUCAUUAUCAAUGAUAACAAAAAAGCAACUAAGUGGUGUAAAAAUAUCAAAUAAUUCCCGAAUAGUAGUAGUAGGAGCCUCUGACACAGGAAUAUCCUUCAUAGAAAGUUUAUUAUCAAUAAAAGACAUUAACUUUACUCAUAUAACCUUAUUAGCACCCGGUGGUUUAAUAACAAUGCACAUAUAAAAUCCUGGGGAUCAACUAAAAGCAUUAUCAACAGACUAUACAAUGGAAGAAUUAAGAAACUUAAUGUUGGAUGCUAGAGUGAAUGUUUUAGAUGCAAAAAUGGUUGGUUUGGAUAAAAAAGGCAAAAAAAUAAAACUCGACAAAAAUGCAGAUUUACCUUAUGAUUAUUUAGUCUGUACAGUAGGGUUAAUAGAUACAGAAUUAUAAAAUGAAAAAAGAAGACUAAUUUCUACAGGACUAUAUUCUUCCCCUUAUUAUUAACAUCUUGUGGAAAAAUACGAGGGCUCAAAUGAAUAGCAUCCUGUUUAUGGAGAUUAUAUUAAUGGCGUAUAUAGUAUUGACGAUCCUUAUAUAUACGAUCACUUUAAAAAAACAGGAAAAAAAGACUCCAAUAUAGACCUUUUAACAAGAAGAAAAAGACCAUAAAAUAUAACUGUCUAUGGAAGAACUUUACAUACAAUUGCCUUUAUUUCUGGAAUGCUUAAUAGAGGUGUAGCUCCAAAAAGAAUUCAUUAUGUGAUUCCUCAAAGAGUCUAUGAAAUAGAAACCAAGUUUAAAAAUAAUACAGAUAGAUUAAAAUAUGAAGACAAAAGAGUUAAUGAUCCAGAGCCUUUUAAUGACGAAAAAGUAGAAGAAAUGGUAUUCUAAAUGAUGGAAAAAUUAGGAAUUAACGUAUUUAGAGGUUUCGGUUUACACGAAAUUUAAGUUGAUGAGUAUACUAAGGCUUGUUAAACUGUUAUUUUUAGGAAAAAAUCAGAUGAUUUUGAUGAAAUAGAGAGAAGAAUUGCAGAAAAAAAAUAAGAAAUUCUUGAAAGAUAAAACGAAAAUGAAAAUUAUAAAGACAUAGAUGAUAACUUAAGUAGAGGAGAAGAAGACGGAAAUAUUAUUAUUACUCCAGAAUAGGAAAUCGAACAAUUAGAAGCCUAAAAAUAUAAUGAUAUCGAAAUUAAUUCCAGGUUCUUAAUCACUUCAGGACUUGUAGAUAUUGAUAAAGAAAUAUUUUAUAUAAUUCAUGAAAACGGACUUGUUUAUAAUGGAAGACUUAUUGUCAAAUCAAACUUCUAAACUACCGAAAAAGACAUAUUUUGUUGUGGAAAAAUAUGCGAAUUUUCAUAAAGAUAUAAAAGACUGUCUAUAGGUAGAUCCUUGAAACUUGAUAAAUAUAAUGGAAGAGAAUUAGGAUAAAAAUUAGCAAAAUGUCUCCUUGAUGGACUUGAUUUGGGAUAUUUAACAGAUUAAAUUUACAGUUUAGGCGAAUUGCCAAAUCUUUAUAUGCCUAUUGGAAUAGGAGCAUUCUUACCAAAUAAAUAAUAUUAUUAUAAUAUUAAAAAAAAUGAUUAUGCAAGACCACUUUUAACUAUGGAAGCUGAAAAUAAUAGAGAAGAUAUUGUAUGUAAUAGUAUUGAUUAAGAAACUAAUUAAGGACAUUAUAUAAGAUUUAAAUUUGAUAAUUAUGGAAUUAUAGAUGAAAUUAAUUAUUUUGUAAAAAAGAAAAAUUAAUAUAUUUAAAAAAUAUUUUUAAAAAAUUAGGGAAGUGAACCUAUUUCUGUUUAAAGUUUAGUUUCUUUUGUAGGACUUUCAGAAAAGUAUCUUAAUUAACUAGAUGUAAGAUAUAAAAAUAAUCUCAUUCCUAACAUUGUUGAAUUUUUGAGUGAAAAUUGGGCUAUUUGCCUUUAUCAUGAGUGGUUUAGUGAAUUCAGAUAUAUCACUAAAACUGAUAUUUAGAAAUCUUAAAAUAUUUAAAGUAUUUUGGAUGAAAUCGGAAGACAUGCUAAAUCAGGAUAAUUCUUAGUUUAAGAAUUAUUCUAAAAAAUUAGAGGCUAAAUAAGUCCUGAAAUUAUUAUAUAAAUUUAAGAAGGAAUAUUAGACUUUAUUAGGGAAAAUUAAAAUCAUCUACCUAUGUAUUAUGUUCCUCCUAAAAAAUUCACAAUGGACUCAUGA
Messenger RNA from Ichthyophthirius multifiliis, 5214 nucleotides. RefSeq lists its product as hypothetical. Lineage: Eukaryota; Ciliophora; Oligohymenophorea; Hymenostomatida. The record is from RefSeq and is a predicted model, not a curated record. The transcript is spliced from 8 exons.